Molecule: messenger RNA, 1116 nt
Organism: Babesia bigemina
Lineage: Eukaryota; Apicomplexa; Aconoidasida; Piroplasmida; Babesiidae
Product: deoxyhypusine synthase, putative
Exons: 1
Coding region: 1-1116 (371 amino acids)
Biological process (GO): peptidyl-hypusine biosynthetic process
Cellular component (GO): cytoplasm
Molecular function (GO): deoxyhypusine synthase activity
Source: RefSeq, a predicted model, not a curated record
AUGACGUCUGAGCAAAAAUCUUCGUGCGGCGCCAUCCCCGAGGUGGUGGCGAAGGCCGUGCUGCAGGCCUCGCAGCUGCCGGAGGACUGCACCGCGUUCGUCGACGGCCUGAACUACGACGGCGACGUGGAGAUCGAGCACCUUCUGCGCGUGUACAAGAACUUCGGGUUCCAGGCCACCCACCUCGGGCAGGCCGCCGAGAUGAUCGAUCGCAUGUUGAAGUUCCGGCUCAGCGACGACCCCGUGUCUGAGGAUGAGGUGGGCACCAAGUACGAGGACCCCGAGGUCCGCAAGAACACCAAGUGCACCAUCUGGCUAGCGUUCACGUCCAACAUGAUUUCGUGCGGGCUGCGCGAGGCGUUCGUGUACCUGGCGAAGCACAAGAUGAUCGACGUGGUGGUGACCAGCGGCGGCGGCGUGGAGGAGGACCUGAUCAAGUGCAUGGGCAAAACCUACAUCGGAAGGUUCAACAUGGACGGCGCCACGAUGCGCGAGCGCGGCUUGAACCGUAUCGGUAACCUGUUCAUCCCCAACGACAACUACUGCGCGUUCGAGGACUGGAUCCAGCCCCGGCUGGACGAGAUGCACCGGCAGCAGGAGGAGGAGGGCGUCAACUGGACGCCGUCCAUGUUCAUCGACUACCUCGGCAAGGAGAUCAACGAUGAAACCUCGUUCUGCUAUUGGUGCCACAAGAACAAGAUCCCCGUGUUCUGCCCCGGCAUCACCGACGGGUCCAUCGGGGACAACCUGUACUUCCACACCUACCGGCGCAGCGAUCCCACCACGCUGCGCAUCGACGUGGUCCGCGACAUCCGUCUGGUGAACGACCUGUCGGUGAACGCGCGCAAGUCCGGCAUCAUCAUCCUGGGAGGCGGCCUUGCGAAGCACCACGUCUGCAACGCGAACCUGAUGCGCAACGGCGCCGACUUCGCGGUGUACAUCUCCACUGCGCAGGAGUUCGACGGGUCGGACUCCGGCGCGAACCCCGACGAGGCCGUCUCCUGGGGCAAGAUUAAGGCCCACACCAACCCCGUGAAGGUGCACGCCGACGCCUCGCUGGUGUUCCCGCUGCUGGUCGCGGGCGUCUUCAAAAAGUACCAAAACACUCGUAUGUAG